ACAGAGCUCAGAGCUCUCUCUGUCCAUGCUCCAAUAAGCUGAUCAUAAUUUAUCACUGAGUGAGGUCAUGGAUCAGCCGCCUAUUCGAGGUUAGUCUGGGGGGAGUUUGAACUGGGAGGGGAACUGGUCCAACUGGAAGAAGACUAAGACACUGUUGUCCACUCUUAUCUGUGAUAGAUCAUAAACACAAAUGACUUUGAAUCCUAUCAGUAGGUUGAUCAUCUUUAAGAUUCCUGCUCUACAGGAUGCUACGUGUUAGACUGUGGGCAUUGGGGAUCGAACCCAGAACCUCCCAGCCUGGAGUCAAGCGUCAGGUUGACGUUAAGAAUGACUUUUCUUCUUGUUCCUUCUUGCGGCCAUUUAUGGUCCUGCCCUCCUUGAGAAUGAGAGGGUCUAUGAAUCUGCGUCUAGGAGAGACCACCCUGCCUCUGGUCCAAAGUUAACAGAGACAACAGCCCCCUGUGAGCGGAAUACACAGCUCAUAUAAAAGCAGAGUCUGGGAGGAGUAUCAACUGGGAGGGGAAGUGGUCCAACUGGUUGGACAUCAUUUCCUUGAUAUGAGUCAGACGGUUUGCUGUGGCUCACUUCAUCCUAGCAGGAAGACGACUAAGGUCUCCAGUCUACUAUGGAUGAGGAGAGAGAGGAGGGGGGUCCUACCUCUAAGACCACUCUGUCUGGGGAACAUGGCCGCCAGAGCAAAGCUAAGAGCCCAGAGCAGCAGCAGAGAGCAGACUCCCCUGGACCCAGCUGUGUCUCCAUGAAGAGUGGCUGGUCUAUGGAUCAUCCUGACCAGUUCAAAGAUGGAAAUCAGUCUAUUGAGAAGAGCCCAGAGCAGCAGCAGAGAGCAGACUCCCCUGGACCCAGCUGUGUCUCCUUGAAGAGUGACGACUCUAUCAGACUUCCUGUUAACUUUAAAGAUGGAAAUCAGUCUAUUGAGAAGAGAAGAGUCCAGCAGCAGAGAGCAGACUCCCCUGGACCCAGCUGUGUCUCCAUGAAGAGUGACCUAUCUAUGGGUAUACCAUGGGACUUUAAAGAUGGACGCUCCUCCAGAGAGGAGAGACACCAGGAGAGGUCAAAGGUUACCAGUGCUCAGUCUCUACAGCAGCAUCAAACAGAGCUGAUCAAGAGGGCUGAGGAGAACGCACACGCUUUCCUAGACAUGGAGCUGAAGAAGCUCUGGAGGGUUCUCUUCUCAGAUUACCCACAAUGCUCAGAGGGUCAGAGAGUGGAGGAGGAGGAGGUGGAUGGUAAGAAGGAGGGGCAGAGGAGGCGCGCCAUAGAGGGAGUGGUGGACAUCACAAAGCUCUGCCUGAUGGAGAUGAACCAGGAGGGACUGGCCGACACACUGUGGGGCGGAUCUGCUGCUGUCGAUUGCCAACAUAAAAUUAAGUAUAAUUUGAAGAAGAAGUUCAGGUGUGUGUUUGAGGGAAUCGCUAAAGCAGGACAGCGAACAGAUCUGAACGACUUCUACACAGAGAUCUUCAUCACAGAGAGAGGCAGUGGAGAGGUCAACAAGGAACAUGAGGUCAGACUGAUUGAAACCGCUUCCAGGAAACCAGCCAAGGAAGAAACACCAAUCAGAUGUGAGGACAUCUUUAAACCCUUACCUGGACACGAUCAACCAAUCAGGACGAUAAUGACAACUGGAGUGGCUGGCAUUGGUAAAACCGUCUUAACACACAAGUUCACUCUGGACUGGGCUGAGGGCAAAACCAACCAGGACAUACACUUCACAUUUCUCCUCACUUUCAGAGAGCUGAAUUUACUGAAAGGGAAAGAUUUUAGCUUGGUGGAACUUCUUCAUCACCUCUUUAUUGAGACCAAAGAAGCAGGAAUCUGCAGAUUUGACCGGUUCCAAGUUGUCUUCAUCUUGGAUGGUCUGGAUGAGUGUCGACUUCCUCUGGACUUCCAGAGAAACCCGAUCUGGACUGAUGUCACAAAGUCCACCUCGGUGGACGUGCUGCUGACCAACCUUAUCAGGGGCAACCUGCUUCCCUCCGCUCGCAUCUGGAUAACCACACGCCCUGCGGCAGCCAAUCAGAUCCCUGCUGAGUGUGUUGACAUGGUGACAGAGGUGAGGGGGUUCAACGACCAACAGAAGGAGGAGUACUUCAGGAAGAGAUUCACAGAGGAGAAGCUGGCCAACACAAUCAUCUCCCACGUCAAGAAAUCACGAAGCCUCCACAUCAUGUGUCACAUCCCAGUCUUCUGUUGGAUCACUGCUUCAGUUCUGGAGGACAUCUUCAAAAAAUCCCAGAUCGAAGAGAUGCCCAAGACCGUGACUCAGAUGUACAGCCACUUCCUGAGGGUUCAGUCCAUACAGGGGGACAGGAAGUACCAUGGGAGAUCUGAAAUAGAUCCACACUGGAGUUCAGAGAACAGAAAGAUCAUUGUUUCUCUGGGAAAAGUGGCUUUUAACCAGCUGGAGAGUGGCAACCUGAUCUUCUACGAGGCAGAUAUGGCAGAGUGUGACAUCGAUAUCAGAGCAGCCUCAGUGUACUCAGGAGUGUUCACCCAGAUCUUUAAAGAGGAGUGUGGGCUGUACCAGGACAAGGUGUUCUGCUUUGUCCAUCUGAGCAUCCAGGAGUUCCUGGCUGCCCUUUAUGUCUUCUGGUCCUUUAUCAACACUGGGGUCAAUCUGCUCUCAACCUCAAGGAAAGAUAAACUCCUCCUCUACCAGAGUGCUGUGGACAAGGCCUUACAGAGUGAGAACGGACACCUGGACUUGUUCCUCCGCUUCCUCCUGGGCCUCUCUCUGGAGACCAAUCAGAUUGUCCUACGAGGUCUGCUGGGACAGAAAAAAAGAUCACUGACCACUCAGAUUAAAACAGGUCUGCUGCGAAUGACAGGAAGUAGGUCACCGACCAAUGAGGGAACAGUGUCACAGAUCAACGAGGGAACAGUGUCUUACAUCAAGUUGAAGAUAGAAGAAGAUCUAUCUCCAGAGAGAAGCAUCAAUCUGUUCCACUGUCUGAAUGAGCUGAACGACUGUUCUCUAGUGAAGGAGAUCCAACAGUACCUGACAUCAGGAAGUCUCUCUGGAGAAUCUCUCUCCCCUGCUCAGUGGUCAGCUCUGGUCUUCAUCCUACUGACAUCAGAAGAGGAGCUGGACGUGUUUGACCUGAAGAAAUACUCUGCUUCAGAAGAUGGUCUUCUGAGGCUGCUGCCAGUGGUCAAAGCCUCCAAAACAUCUCUGCUGAAUGAAUGCCAUCUGUCAGAGAGAUGCUGUGAAGCUCUGGCCUCAGUUCUCAGCUCCAACUCCUCUAGACUGAGAGAGCUGGACCUGAGUACCAAUGAUCUGCAGGAUUCAGGAGUGAAGCUGCUCUCUGCUGGACUGGGGAGUCCACACUGUACACUGGAAACCCUCAGGCUGAAUGGCUGUCAUCUGUCAGAGAGAUGCUGUGAAGCUCUGGCCUCAGUUCUCAGCUCCAACUCCUCUAGUCUGAGAGAGCUGGACCUGAGUACCAAUGAUCUGCAGGAUUCAGGAGUGAAGCUGCUCUCUGCUGGACUGGGGAUUCCCCACUGUACACUGGAAACCCUCAGGCUGAAUGGCUGCCAUCUGUCAGAGAGAUGCUGUGAAGCUCUGGCCUCAGUUCUCAGCUCCAACUCCUCUAGUCUGAGAGAGCUGGACCUGAGUACCAAUGAUCUGCAGGAUUCAGGAGUGAAGCUGCUCUCUGCUGGACUGGGGAGUCCACACUGUACACUGGAAACUCUCAGCUUGUCUGGCUGCCUGGUCACACAGGAAGGCUGUGCUUCUCUGGCCUCAGCUCUGAGCUCCAACCCCUCCCAUCUGAGAGAGCUGGACCUGAGCUACAAUCACCCAGGAGACUCUGGAGCUGCGCUGCUCUCUGCUGGACUGGAGGAUCCACGCUGGAGACUGGACACUCUCAGUGUGGAGCACGGUGGAGUGUGGAGGCUGAAACCAGCUCCACAGAGAUAUGCCUGUGACCUCACACUGGACCCCAACACGGCCCACAGAGAACUCUCUCUGUCUGAGGACAACAGGAAGGUGACGCGGGUUGGAGAGGGCCAGUCGUAUCCGGAUCACCCAGACAGAUUUGACUACUGGCGCCAGGUGUUGGGUAGAGAGGCUCUGACUGGCCGCUGUUACUGGGAGGUAGAGUGGGAAGGACGGGUUGAUAUAGGAGUGACAUACAGAGGAAUCACAAGGAGAGGAGGGUGUGGUGACAGCAGGCUUGGACUGAACAACAAGUCCUGGGGUCUUUAUUGUUCUGAUGUUCGUUACUCUGUCUGGUACAACGAUAUAGAGACAGCCCUCCCUCUCCCCCCCGCUGGCUCCACCAGAGUAGGAGUGUAUCUGGACCGGCCUGCUGGCUCUCUGUCCUUCUACAGAGUGUCCCCAGGUGGAGGAGGGUCCUCAGACACACUGACACACCUCCACACCUUCUGCUCCUCCUUCACCCAGGAGGACCUCCUCCCGGGGGUGGGGGUAUGGGGGUGGGGGCCGCCGGCGUGGCCGUCGACGGGCCAGACGCCGGAGGGCAGCGGAGGACGGGGUCCCCGAACGGCGCUCCAACGGCCCCCUACGACGGAUCAGGUGGGGGCCCCGAAGGAGGUGGUCCCCGACCACACCCCCAGGGCUCCUGCUGACUCUGGGGUCUGGCAGACGAGGGCCUUCGCUAAGGAUUCUGGGGGUUCUACUGUUCUGGGGGCGGCGCAGUGCCGCGGCCACACCGGAGACACCCGCAGGCCUUACCUCAGUCUGCACAUCGGUCUGACCGACAGGAGCCGCGGCCUGAGAGACCUACACCCCCGCCAAGUGGGCCUUCUCCCGCGGCCAGUCCUGCCCCUCAGCGACCGGCCACCAGGCCAGGGCCCCCGGCCGAGCCGUGGGGCCCGCACCCCCGCAUACACCGCCGCACGGCGGGGCACCGGGGACCUCCAGGGGCCCUGA
Molecule: messenger RNA, 4915 nt
Organism: Gadus chalcogrammus (walleye pollock)
Lineage: Eukaryota; Metazoa; Chordata; Actinopteri; Gadiformes; Gadidae
Product: NACHT, LRR and PYD domains-containing protein 12-like
Exons: 16
Coding region: 626-4915 (1429 amino acids)
Molecular function (GO): protein binding
Source: RefSeq, a predicted model, not a curated record